UUUUGUACAGACUAAUUUGUUUUUAUUCAUUUGAGUCAGUUUUUACUGUUGAUUCGUAAUUUAUAAAUUUGAACAGAGGUACUGGAUAUAAUUAAUUGUGGUUGUUUCUUUUUUCAGAACCGACCUGAGGAUUGUCACAGAGGCCGUCCAAAGCAAAAGCUUGAACAACUUAAUAAUGGAACCAAUGGCGGACCCCUCCAUGAACGCCACCGAACUGAAAAAAGCCCUGGAAUGGGAACUCUCCUUGGACAGCAGGGACCUGCGGUCGCACGCGUGGUAUCACGGCGCCAUUCCCCGCUCCAGAGCCGAGGACAUUGUCCGCGAGGAGGGUGGCUUCCUCGUGCGCGACUGCACCUCUCAACCGGGCAACUACGUACUGACUUGCCGCACGAAGACACACGCACUGCACUUCGUCAUCAACAAGAUUAUCCUGCAACAGGACACCGUGUACGAACGCGUCCAGUACCAAUUCGAGGAGGACGCCUUUGACACGGUGCCCGAUCUCAUCACCUUCUAUGUAGGGUCGGGCAAGCCUAUCACUGUAGCUUCCGGCGCGAGGAUACAGUUUCCUAAGAACAGGAUGUACCCCUUGUCGUUCUAUGCCUCUAAGUACCCCACGCCUUUACCCCAGAGUAGGCUGACAUCGCCAGCCACCACUCCAGUGGGACACUACCGGCAUAGCCCUUUGCAACCUUACAGACCUUCCAGUUCUCCCACACGUCCUUCCAGAGAUGGACCACCUAGGUUGCCCUCGAAGAAACAGAGAUCCCAAUCUCUUACACCCAACGAAGUAAACAGAAUCUCUCAAGAAAAAUGCAACAGUGCUGACGGGGUGAUCCAGUCUCCUCUGAUGACGAGAUCUGCAGGUUCAGACGCCACUACCGCUGGUUUGAAAUUCUCCACACACUCACUUCCAAGAAACCCACAUAAUAAACUGUCCUUAUCCAGCAGCUCGAACACUUUGGGACGAAAUUGCAGAAUAACCAGCGACUCCACUUUGUCCCCCUGUGCUGAACGUAGAUUUUUCAACGAAAACGAUUCUGGACUGUCAGAAUCACCACCCCCAAAACCUUCAAGAUUUCCUUGCUUAGUAAGAACAGAGUCAAGGGACUCGGAUGUGACGGAUACCAGGCACAGCCUAGACAGCGGCUUCCUCACCCACGGAAGCCUCCAAAGGGUCACCUCCUACCAUGCGUCUGGGUCAGAUUCCGGAAACGGUUCUGGCGAUUCCACACUCAGCUCUGCAGCUGGUGAUCCUGUCGAGGUGCAGAAAAACUCAGGUGUGAUUAUUAAAAACCCCAGGUACAACAUGUCGACUUCUGAAUCCUCAACGACGCUUAAGAACUUCGAGAUAGACUGGCAAGUGGCCGAAGAAAAACUCUUCCAGAUGCAACAACCUGAACUGGAUCUAUCCAGUAGGAUUGACCUAGAGAACUUCCAAACUUUGUUGCUUCCGGUUAAUGAGAAUAAGCCUUUGGACGCCCAAGCCUUGAGGAGGAUCAAAAUGACGUUGUUCGAGUCAGGACCUAGAAUCCUGGCAAACCAUUUAACACGGACUGAUUUAGAUUUAAUUUUUAGUAAGAGUGAGAAGAAUUUCGUGCAGUCAAAACUGACCACAGGAAUGGUAAUGUGCAUGCUGGCACAUGGACAGAGGUUUAGGCUCGAUCUUAUAGAAAGGACCGAAUGCCUAAAAUUACUGGUGGCGGUAACGAUCCUAACAUGUGCCGAUGAAUCGGAAAGAACAGAAACCCUAAAUAAAUGGAUUGAAAUUGCAAUAGAUACGAAAACAGCUUUAGGAAAUCUAUUUGGAUUUUGCGGCAUUAUGCUAGGAUUAUGUUUGCCAGAGAUUGAAAAGUUGGAUUCGACAUGGCACAUGCUAAGACAAAAAUACACCGAUUCUGCCUUCAACUUUGAAGCUAAACUCCGCCCAACACUGAAACACAUGAACAGUUGCUCAAACCCACAGGCCCCAAACACAACGAUCCCGCACCUACUGCCACUUAUACUACUGCUGGAACGUAGUUUGGAUGAUUUCCUCGCGCCUAAUGACCAGAGCCAGCUUUCGGCGAGUUGCUUAGGCUUGUGGGAAUCGAAUACUCAAGAUUUUGGCCUUAGUACUUUAUUAAACCACAUGGAAACUGCCAGGAAAUACAUGGAACUUAUACCCACCUAUCAACGAAAUGCCGAAAUAGUGUUGAGUGAAGCAAGAUUGGAUGAACUGACUUUAGAUAUGUUUAAAACAGAAUUCCAACUGAAAUUCUUGUGGGGCAGUAGGGGAGCUUUCGCUAGUGCUAACGAAAGACAUACCAAAUUUGAACAAGUACUUACGGUGAUGGCGGAGAAGUACUGUAAUUUGAAAAGUGAAACUGAAGUGUGAAAAUUUAAAUGUGAUCAUUAUGUACAUAUAGUUGUUUAAUAAAUUAACUUUAACCUUAAAAAAUCACAAAAGAGUUUAUAGAAACAUUAUUUAUUAAAUGAAAUGAAGCUGAAUAAAUAUACUUUAAGAAUUUUAGGUAAUAAUUCUUUUGUGAUAUGUUAAGGAGAUAAGUCAAACAAAAAUUAAUCAUUUUGUUCUCUUAACUUUUUUAUUUUGUUAUAAACUGAUAUAAAUUAUUACGAUAUUCAAGAUAAUUAAAACUCCCACCAAUAUUUUAUUUAUAUUAUGAAUACCUAGAAUGAAUCGCCUACAAGUUAUAGAUUUAUAUAAAAUUAGUGCAACCGAAACACAAUACUAUAUGACUGUUUAUAGAAUUUGGUAGUAAAUGUAUGUUAGACUUUAUAGAACAAAAAAAAGUUUGCUAAUUUUUGUUUGACUAUUUUAUGUAAUGGAUUUAAUUUUUACAUAUCAAAAUUGUUAUGAUUAUUUCGAUAUUUCGCUGAAACAACCAAAAACAACCUCUUGAUAACACCAUUCAGCUUGGUUAAACGAAAUUUAGGUCAUGUAAAAAAAUAAGCUUUAAACUGUAAUUAGUAGAAUUAGAAUUUUAUAAAAGGUGCUCAUUUAUUAUAUUAAUGUAAGGAAAUAAUCAAAGAUUAUUACAUGUAAAUCAAAACGGAUUGAGAAUUUUUGUUAUUUAUCUUUACAUUUCUGACAAUACAAUAUAAAGACUGCAGCAAUUGCUAUUUAAUGAUAUGCAAUUUAUGUAAAAAAUUAACCCUUUCAUGAAGCCAUUAAUGUAUCGUGCCACCAGACUGGUUUAGGACAGUUCCCGUAACAAAAUCAUCAAAGUUCUUGUCAUUUUUCAAAAUUUUGAUAUGAAAACUUGUGCAUAGGUUUUAGUAUGACGUACUGAAUUGGUUACCGUAUUUGACAAAAAAAUUGAAAGGGUUAACCAUCUGUUCAGAACUAGGAAAUUGCUUAAAAUUUUGGCUGUAGCUUAGCUUACGACAGUUUCGUCUAUUUUGUGAAACACAGUUCUGCCUUUUUUUAAACAUACUGAUCGAUGUAAGGAAUUUAAUGUUUCCUUAAAUUUUGUUAUAUUAUUAAGAUUUAUUUGUAUCAACUAAGGAAUGGCUAAAUAUGACCAAGUGCCUUCCAAAUUUGGACCGACAGAAAAGUUGCGUAUUUAACUUUAAUGAGCGACAAUAGUUACCUAUCAAAGUUUUACAAAAUAGACGAAUCUACCUAAACAUUAUAAAUCUACAAGUAAGCGAGAAUUCCUAGUUCCUGUCUUGUACGCUGAUUCAAUAUAAUUUUGAUUAGACCUACAUUUUAUGGUUACUUUGCAUUUCUAAAUAUAAAAAAUAUAAAUUUGCCUUCCCAACCUGCAUCACAAGUGUAAUUUGCCUGUUUUUAAUUUAUUUAUAAAGAACUGUACAGUUAGCAGCUUUUUACAGACUGAAUUUUUUAUCGAAAAUGGUUUUACAAUUUUUCUUACAUAUUUUAAUGUGAUGUUAUUGUAUAUUGAUUAAAAUACAAAUAUACACAUAUAAUACUACCUAACUAUAACAUGUAUUAAACAGAAGAGUAGGUUUAAUAAUUUAUUAACGGGUCUAUGAUGUCAGUUAUAAGUAGGUAGAAAGGAAAUUGUAAACAAAUAUGUAUAGUAGAAAACUUCUGUGUAUUUCACAGUGUAUUAAAAAAUAUUCCUAUAUAUAAACAAAAUAAAAAUUUAACAAUAUUA
Messenger RNA from Anoplophora glabripennis (Asian longhorned beetle), 4124 nucleotides. RefSeq names its product breast cancer anti-estrogen resistance protein 3 homolog. The transcript has 5 exons. The coding region runs from base 176 to 2377 and encodes 733 amino acids. The record is from RefSeq and is a predicted model, not a curated record. Lineage: Eukaryota; Metazoa; Arthropoda; Insecta; Coleoptera; Cerambycidae. Gene Ontology annotation, molecular function: guanyl-nucleotide exchange factor activity; phosphotyrosine residue binding. Gene Ontology annotation, biological process: small GTPase-mediated signal transduction; positive regulation of peptidyl-serine phosphorylation.